This is a messenger RNA of Plasmodium vivax (malaria parasite P. vivax), 1292 nucleotides long. RefSeq lists its product as hypothetical. Lineage: Eukaryota; Apicomplexa; Aconoidasida; Haemosporida; Plasmodiidae. The coding region runs from base 317 to 1171 and encodes 284 amino acids. The record is from RefSeq and is a predicted model, not a curated record. The transcript has a single exon.
GUAGUGGGAAAAUUAAGAAAAAAAAAAUAGCACACAGUAGGGGAUAGAUAGUAGGACGCAUCCUCUCCCCUUUGAGGCAGUUUCGCAAAUGCGUUUGGGGGGAGACCAGUUGAGUAGUCCAUCACCAAGGCGCAGCGGUUUCACAUGUGGGGAUAAGAACGAACUGGAAAGUUCACCCAAUUUAAGGGGAAAAAAGUGAGGGGAGGAAGGGUCCAUUUGAUGGGCCACGCAAAGAGUGCACAUAAAUAUUGUGCCUUUUUUUUUUCCCCCCAAAGUCACGCAAGUGCAAACUUAUGUAAGUGCAUCCCACUAGACCAUGUACACAAUCGACUUUGUAAAAGAGGAAAAGUACGUCCGGAGGGUGGGAGAUUUGUGCGGGGAGUACUAUGUGCCCUUCGCACUGCCAGGGAGGUACAAGUGCAAUGUGGAAGACAUAGAAAAUGUGCUGCACAUAUGGAUGAGCAAAAGUAGUAAAAUAAAAGAUAAAGACGUAAAGGAUGACGAGAAGGGGCUACUGCUAUUCGGAUCCAUAUUCAGAGAAACCAAUUUUUCUUUAAUUCUGUCCAAGUCGAGAUAUGAACAGAACAUAUGUGCGUGGAAAAUAUUAUGGUGUGCAUGGAAGGACAUAUUUAAACAAACAUUUAAAAAGAGUGGAAAUAAAUAUAUGGAGAACUACGAAGCAGACAUUAUUCGGUUUCAAGCUGGGUGUAUUUAUCUCCUAUUUUUGCUAUACUUUAGCCAACACGUGGAAGAAAAUAAUUUUCCCUACCCCUUGUACAUGUCACCACACAUAAUGAAUCUCUGUUUGGACGUGACAGAAGAGUGCGAGAGGAUGUGUGUGUACAAUGACUUGAGGCAUAUUUUAAAUUUUAUGAUGGACUCCAAUUCGAUCAUCCUCAGUUGUAAUGACAGCUUUGCUGGGGAUUUCCAGGACCGGUAUGGCGCCCCUCUCUACAUUGACAAAGGCAAAUUGGGGGUGGAAAAUUGCGCAGAAAUUAAUGACGUGGAUUUGCCCUCUUACUUUGCACACUUCCAGGCGGAGGUGAAGGAUCUCUGUGAGUUGUGCGACACGCAGAGGAGGAAAAGCACCCUGAGCAACACAUCUGCGCACAGCCUGCGCGCCAAGUUUGAGCUCGUGAGGCGGGCGCUCACGGAGGACGACUUGGUGUAGGGGCUGCCCGCGCGGCGGGUUUUGCGUCCCGUUGUGCAGUUGUGCAGUUGCGCGUGGUUUGUUGCGAUCGUUUAUUUUGUUUUUUUUUUAAUUUAUUUUUUUUAUUAUUAUUUUUUUUUUU